Messenger RNA from Echinops telfairi (small Madagascar hedgehog), 907 nucleotides. RefSeq names its product cancer/testis antigen 47A-like. The transcript has 2 exons. The record is from RefSeq and is a predicted model, not a curated record. Lineage: Eukaryota; Metazoa; Chordata; Mammalia; Afrosoricida; Tenrecidae. Bases 41 to 907 code for a protein of 288 amino acids.
AGUCCAAUACGUAGUGUGGUGAGAGGUAUUUCCUGGUGCCAUGUCGGACACCGAGGAGCAAGAUGAGGCCCGGGAGGGUCUGGGGAGUCCCGUGGGAGCAGGCAGUGAGGAGUCUGGAGAGGGCCUGGUCCAGAUAGCGGAAGAUCUUGAGGAGGCCCUGGCUGAGGCGGCAGCUCAGAGCGACCCAGAGCCGAGCAACUUGGAGGAGGAAGAUGAGGAGGAGGAUGGAGAAGACAAUGAGGAAUUGGAAGACCAGGCCUUAAGGUUCGGCCCACAAUAUUUCCGUAUGGCUAACUUACGCUUCGCAUUCCUGGGCCUGUUCCGCUCGCUGCUGUACCGCCUUACCCACAACAACUACGUCGUCCUCCGUGGCUCAGACCCCUUCUCCGGGCACCAGCACCAGGUCCCACGCAGAGGGCCCCCCUCGCUUCACGACCUGUCUCUUCUUCUCAAUGAGCCCCUCGACCUGCCCUCGGCCAUCGAGAGCCUCGUGGUGUCCAGGCCCAGCCUAAGUCUCAGCUUCAACGUGCCUCCGGCCACCCUGCCGCCAAUGGCGCCUGAGCUGCCUGACCUGCCCCAGACCGUGCCUACCGUCCAGGCCAUCGAGGCCACCCCGCCCACCCUGCUGGGCCUCGAGGCUGCAACACGUGGGUUGCACAUCCAGGCUGCAACAAACCUGGGCCAGGCCCUGGAGCCCAGCAAACCCGCGGAGCAGGCCGCAACCUCUCAGGAAAUGACUCAAUUUCUUCAUGAAAACUCUGAUGGAGAGACCCAGGAAUCAGGAGGAGAAGAAGACAAAGAAGACAAUGAGAAAGAGGACAAGGGAAAUAAAGAAGAAGAACCUGAGGGAGAUCUGGACCCAGGAGAGGGAACCUCCGCUAGUGUCAGGUAUCUGUGGUACCUUUGA